Rotaria sordida is the source of this 699-nucleotide messenger RNA. NCBI's taxonomy places the organism in Eukaryota, Metazoa, Rotifera, Eurotatoria, Philodinida, Philodinidae. The record is from the annotation of a GenBank genome assembly.
AUGGAUGGAAAAUUCAUAAAAUCAUAUAAAAAUGUCAAACCACUGAAAGAUUAUACAAUAUUAAAUAUUCAACAUGAAUUAGGUGAUGUAAGUGCACAACUAGAAGGUUUGAUAGUUCUUGGUGCAUUACCAAAUAAUUUCUACUUUCUUCCUUCAUCUUAUUCACAUAAUAAACAAUUUCAAUUAUUUUUAAUAAAACAUUUUCAAAUUCCAAAAGGAAAAUUUUUUCAAUUCCCAUCCUAUCGUUUAUUAUAUGUUAUAUUUAAUUUAAAUCAAAUGAUUCAAAUGGAAUUACUAAAAAAACAAGAAAAACCUAAUAAUCUUCUUGUAUUAGAUGAUGGAGGUUGUUUUUAUGAAGCUUUAACCAUUUUAUUUGCUAUUAAUGAUAAUUUAAUCGAACCAAAUAAAUUAUUUGAUAAUCUUCCAUUAUCAUUAAGAAUUUUUAAAUUUGAUAUAAAAUUAAUUUUAUCAUAUUUAGAUUCAAUUGAAAUUCGUCUUGUUGAACAAACAUCACGUGCAUUUCUUAAUAUGUUAUCUUAUUUAUUUUAUGAUGCAAAAUCUCAUUUAACAAAUCGUAAACCAUCGAAAUUUGAUAAAUGUUUAUUAGUUGGAUAUGGAGCUAUUGGAGAAGCUGUUGCUUAUGCAUUAAUACAUAAGGGAGAUUUAGGAUUAUUUUUAAAAGAUUUACUUUAUAUUUGA